AUGCGGCGGGCGCGGGGCGCUCUGCCGGCCCAGCUGCCGGCGGCGGAGGCGGAGGAGGGGCUGCGGCGCCUGGCGCGGUUCCUGGCGCGCGCGUUGCCGCUGUGCCGCGCCCACACGACGGAGUUCUACGCGCGCGGGCUGUGGGAGCAGCUGGUGGCGGCGCGCCCCGAGGUUGUGCUGCAGGCGCUGCGGCGCCCCCUGCCGGAGGCCUCCGGCGCCGCGGCCGUGCGGUGGGAUGACAACACAUUUUCUGACGUGUUUUGUGAAAACUCCAAGAAACUUAUCAAUGUACACUUAUUUGCCCUCGCUGCCAAGCAUUAUUCUUUGCCUAACCUUGGUGUGUGUACCCCAUUAGAAGAGAUACUUGAAGCGCUGAGAGGAGACAGCCAAGAAGCAAGUGGUAUCAAAACUGAUGAGUUUAUGAAUAAUAAGAAAUCGCAUGAAGUACAAGCAAUGUCAGAGCUGGUAGACAAAAUAGCAAAGUACUGUGGUUUAAAGCAGGUGAUUGAUAUAGGUUCUGGAAAGGGCUACCUGAGUUCAUUUUUGUCUAUGCAAUAUAACUUGAAAGUUUAUGGAAUCGAUUCAUCGAAAACCAAUACUAACGGUGCUCAUGAAAGGAACAGGAAAUUGAAGAAACACUGGAAAACUUACCAGAGUCGAGCAAGAGUCAAUUCUGAGACCCAGAGGUUGGAAAAGCCAAUAAAAAAUGAAGUUAAAUGUAAAGCUAUCAAUGAAAAGCCCUUAAGUAAUAACAGCAGUCUUCAAAGUGAAGACCAAGGGACUACCCAAGACUUAGUUCCUUCUUGUGUUUUCACAGAAGUAGCUGUAUCUGAGACCAGCAAACAAACUGAAAUCAAUUUGGCUCAGGCACAGUCUGAUGAGAACAAGCUUUCCGAAGAGGCUCUUGCUAUUCUCAGUGUUCUGCCUGCUGAUGCUGUAGAAUUUUUUUCUUCAUCCCACUGUAACUAUGGGGAAGUCCGUGAAGAGGAAAAAGCACAAAGAAAAAUGGCAUUUAUGAAGGCAAAAGAGAGCAAGUCAAGUGAAUCAAGCCUUUAUUUUCCAUUGACCUCCUACAUCAGCGCAGAAACAGAACUCAGUGACAUCAUAACAGAUUUAGAGGACUGUAUAAUGGUUGGUCUGCAUACAUGUGGUGACCUUGCUGCAAACACACUACGAAUUUUUACUGCCAAGCCUGAAAUCAAAGCAGUUUGCAGUGUAGGCUGCUGCUACCAUCUGUUGUCAGAACAGUAUGAAAACCAAGAAGAUUGCACAGAGGAAGUGUGGGGAUUUCCCAUGUGUCAGUACUUGAAGGACGAGGGCUGGUGCUGCGGUCGCAAUGCUAGAAUGUCAGCGUGCUUGGCUUUGGAGCGAGUUGCAGUUGGCCAAAUGCUGCCUACAGAGUCGUUGUUUUAUCGAGCUGUUCUUCAGGUUAUUAUAGAAGAAAUUUAUGGUGUCACCAAAAGUGAUCGACAUGUUGGAAAAAUUUUCUCCAAAUCAUCCUCCUUCUUAGAUUAUGUCAGGAAGUCUCUGAAAAAACUGGAACUGGAUGAUUCAGAGCUCCCAGACAGCUGUAUAAUGGAUUACUAUGAAAAAUACAAGCACAGAAUGAAUGAGCUUGAAGCAUUUAAUAUGCUAAAGGUUGUGCUAGCUCCCUGCAUAGAAGUUUUGAUACUUCUGGAUCGUCUUUGCUACCUCAAGGAGCAGAACAACAUUGCCUGGUCAGGACUUGUGAAGUUAUUUGAUCCUGUGAAAUCCCCCAGAUGCUGUGCAGUUAUUGCUCUGAAGAAACAGUCGUGUCUUUAAGUGGAAGCAAACUGCAGAUGGGUUGAAAGCGCUGAACUGAUACUGCUGUUUCCUCAUUGUUCUUUUUAAUUGAUUCCUCAAGUAUACUGAUACAUUUGGCAACUAUUUACUUUUCAGAUGCAAAAAUAAUAAAUGCAAUGCCUCUGUGAAUCGUAA
This is a messenger RNA of Lagopus leucura (white-tailed ptarmigan), 1959 nucleotides long. It is a transcript of the gene METTL25, whose product is annotated as methyltransferase like 25. The record is from RefSeq and is a predicted model, not a curated record. Lineage: Eukaryota; Metazoa; Chordata; Aves; Galliformes; Phasianidae. The transcript is spliced from 12 exons. Bases 1 to 1803 code for a protein of 600 amino acids.